UACGUGUGCAGUAUCACGGAGUCGGUGAACAGCGAAACAACAGUCGCUCUAGAUUUAUUUGUCGCAUUUCAACGGUUGACCUUUACAGUGUCAAAUGGGUUACUAAACCACAAUAUUGCCCGGGAUUUUUUCGAAUUGAAAAGAGAUUUCGUUUGUUGUUCUAAAGAUAAACGAGACAAAAAAAAAUUCCUGAAUAAGUGAACCAGUCUAUGAUUUCAUUGUGAUUCAACGGAUCUUGUUCAAAGAAAAAUUAAGCCUCUUAUCAAAAAUACUCAUUAAUUACGCAUGUAACAUCAACAGUUUCUUAUCAUCGCUUGCUGUUGUAAACGGUUCACAAACUAAGACAAGUGUACUUGGACAUAAUCACAUCUGGAACUUCCGAACACAGUUGAAAACAUAACAAAAAAAAAACACUCAAAAUGGACAUUUUCAAAUCGAAGAGGUGCUUUGAUUGGAAAGUCACUGGCAUUGGAGUUAGUGUUGUGAGCAUUGCACUGACACUUGGAUUGGCUGCGUAUUUUGGUUUAUUUAUUCUGAAGAGAGAUGUGGUAGUAUUUUUCGUUGGGGUUUCGAUGCUGAUUCUGAAUUUAACCGUUUCCAUAUCGUGGCUGUUUGCUAUUUAUAAAAAAAAGCCUGGAUUGAUGCUAGUUAGUCUCUUUUGGUGGGCGGUGCCACUGAGUCUAUGGAUUGGUUUCGUAUUUUUCGUCCUAUUCAAAGGAGUUUCCGAUUAUUUUAAAUACAAAUCAUCACAUUUCCACAGGGAUCAAGGAAUAAUCUAUCCUGUGACAGUAUUUUUCAUCGCUUUUUAUUUCGCCGCCGUCUUAUCAUAUAACAACAUGAAGGAAGCAAUCAAAAAAAGUCGAUCUGAGAUCCCAAGAUUGGACGUGUCUUAUUCGGUGACAGCAACGGAAUGUAAAGAUGUAAUAAAUUUACGCAUUGAAGAAUAGUGAAAUGAAUGAAACAAGAAGAAAAAAACCAAAACUUUCUCUUACAAAUUUUGUUUGCGAUGAAUUUAACUGCAUUUUUUCAAAGCAACGAUUUUCUUGAACAAAAUUGCAGAUAAUCGAAUGAAAUAUGAAUUUUUUUAAUGAAUUUUUUAAGUGAAUAAAAAAAAAUUAAUUUGUAAACAGGAGUCAUUUCAGUGAAACUCAAGUGAGGAUAAACUAAUGGAAAUGUCUUUUCAUUGUAGUGAUUUUAUUUAACUGAUUUUUUUACAUCUGAAAAAUAUUAUUAUAGACAUUAGACAGCAUCAUUGAUAUUUCUAUAUAGAUAUAAGUGUUAAUCAUAAUCAAAUGAAAAUUUCUCAUUGAGGAAUUGAAGAAAAGCAGAAACUAACUAAUGGCUAAUAGCCUAUGAUGGAGAAAAGACCAAAAGAAAAAAGGAAUCUCUAUUGUAUGAAAUUUAUUUGCUAAUUUUAAUUAAAAUCAUUCAUUCCAUGAUUAAUGACGAGGCUGUUGAAUUGUAAGAAAAAAAGUCGAUAGAUUCUUUGAAUAAAAUCAUUCCACAUAAAUGAAUUGUAAUAAGAAACGUCAAAUGUGAUUAAAUGUUGAGUUCGUGUUAUA
Messenger RNA from Sitodiplosis mosellana (orange wheat blossom midge), 1562 nucleotides. RefSeq lists its product as uncharacterized. The coding region runs from base 420 to 947 and encodes 175 amino acids. NCBI's taxonomy places the organism in Eukaryota, Metazoa, Arthropoda, Insecta, Diptera, Cecidomyiidae. The record is from RefSeq and is a predicted model, not a curated record. The transcript is spliced from 5 exons.